CCUGGAAAAUCCCUUCUCAGAGCAGAGAUGGGUGAACACAACAUAGCCUGUGAAGAAAUGCAAUUUCCCAACGCAUUACAGAAGCAGAAGAGAAGACAUACAAAAGUGCAGAGAGAAGAUUGCUCAUAUCUUCCCUGGCAACUCUUUGCUGGAGCUCUGGCGAUCUUGACCCUUGUACUCAUUGCUUCCAUAGUAGUAGUCAUUGUCCUGAUUAUAAACCAAUCUUCCAACCAAGGACAUCAAAGCCCUCCUUCACUUCCAAACACCACAUCCCAGAGAGGUUGUUACAAUGGCACUUGUUCAAAAAACUGGAUCUGGAGUAGAGGGAGCUGCUAUUAUAUUUCCAAAGAAAGAAAGCCUUGGGAAGACAGUCAAGCUGCCUGCCAGAAAAAGAAUUCCAGUCUCCUGAAGAUAGACAGCAAAGAAGAGUUACAAAAUUUCCUGAAAUACCUGAAAUCUUAUUAUUGGAUUGGGCUGUCUCGUAAUGGCACCGAAGGAUCCUGGCUGUGGGAGGAUGGUUCUGCUCUCUCCCAGGACCAGUUAAGAGUGAUUGAUCCUUUCCAUACAGGAAACUGUGCCUAUUUUGGAAUGGGACACCAUGCCUUUUAUGAAUAUUGUGUUGUGUCAAAUACUUAUAUUUGUGAACAGAUGGCAAUAUAGUCCUCCUCUGAUGAGUAUAACUC
Tachyglossus aculeatus (Australian echidna) is the source of this 683-nucleotide messenger RNA. Its product is annotated as natural killer cells antigen CD94-like. The coding region runs from base 28 to 660 and encodes 210 amino acids. Lineage: Eukaryota; Metazoa; Chordata; Mammalia; Monotremata; Tachyglossidae. The record is from RefSeq and is a predicted model, not a curated record. The transcript is spliced from 7 exons.